AACCAACUUCCUGCAGCUUUCUAUUGUUGGUGUCUUGAUCUUUUGCUUCGUUCCUUCCUGCAACGCUCGCCCUUCCUUUACCUGAUUCUCUUAGUUGAAAGAAUAGAAAGCCCCUCCUCCAAACUCUCCCAGUCAUAUUUCGUGAAGAGUCCGUGGCCGAUGUCUCAAGCAAGCAUCCAUGAGGAGAAGAAGGGGUUGGCAGUAUCCGCUUCCAUGCAACAGAGCGAUAAUAUAGCGCAUGCCUUGGCCGGUGCUGGAGGCGGCAUUCUCUCGAUGGCGUUGACUUACCCGCUCAUCACUCUCUCAACGAGGGCCCAGGUUGAAUCCAAGCGGGCCCAUUCGACAAUCUAUGACGCGGUUCGUCGCAUUGUCCAGAGAGAGGGGCUUGCCGGACUAUAUUCGGGACUUGAGUCGGCACUUCUGGGUAUCAGUGUUACCAAUUUCGUUUACUACUAUUGGUAUGAAUGGACACGCUCCGCCUUCGAAAAGGCAGCUGCAAAAGCAGGAAGGGCAUCUAGAAAGCUCACAACUGUUGAGUCGAUGGUUGCCGGGGCUAUUGCAGGGAUCGCCACAGUCAUGAUCACCAAUCCGAUUUGGGUGGUGAACACCAGAAUGACAGCUCGCAAAUCUGAUUCGGAUCAGAAGUCCUUGCCUGGUGCUUAUCUUGGAAAGGAGCGAGCAUCGACAAUCGCUACACUGAUGGACUUGCUGCGCCGAGAGGGCCCAAAGGCCCUCUUCGCUGGCGUCCUGCCAGCUCUCGUAUUGGUGGUCAACCCUAUCUUGCAGUAUACAAUCUUUGAGCAAUUGAAAAUCAUCGUCGAGCGUCGUAGACGGAUGACACCCAAGGAUGCGUUCUACUUGGGUGCCCUUGGUAAGAUACUCGCUACUUCGAUCACAUAUCCUUACAUCACAGUCAAGAGCCGCAUGCAUGUUGCAAGUAAAGAGGGGCCCCAGGAGAGUUUGAAUGGGAGUUUGAAGAAAAUAAUUCAGGAAGAAGGUUAUGCUGGCCUAUACAAAGGAAUUGGGCCAAAAGUGACGCAGAGUGCAAUUACUGCGGCAUUCUUAUUUGGUUUUAAGGAUGUUUUGUACGAGGCUAUGGUUUCCAUUCGGAAGAGGGGUCGUGGGAUUUCGAAGUAGAGGCUGGCUGUAUCACUACGAGCAGUAUCGUUUUUGGGAAGGGCAGGAGGGGUUCUGACCAUUUUGACAGCCUACAGCGAACUUAGGGAAACGUUUUCUCCUUAGAUAUUUCUUACAAUCCUGUCUUACUAUGCAGCAAGGGAAUCAUGAUCCAGAUUUGGACAUUGUC
This is a messenger RNA of Aspergillus fijiensis CBS 313.89, 1306 nucleotides long. RefSeq names its product putative peroxisomal membrane protein Pmp47 (gene pmp47). Gene Ontology annotation, molecular function: FAD transmembrane transporter activity; ATP transmembrane transporter activity; FMN transmembrane transporter activity. Gene Ontology annotation, cellular component: peroxisomal membrane. The record is from RefSeq and is a predicted model, not a curated record. The transcript has 4 exons. NCBI's taxonomy places the organism in Eukaryota, Fungi, Ascomycota, Eurotiomycetes, Eurotiales, Aspergillaceae. The coding region runs from base 160 to 1137 and encodes 325 amino acids.